AUGCCGCCAAAGUCGAGGAAGUCUAAGGGCGCCGACCCGCCGGCCACGCCCAGAACCACGAGAACAACCCGCUCAAGCAACGCAGCUUCCACACCCAGCCAAGACGCUCCUAUGACGCGCGCAAGGUCCCGCUCGCAGUCUACAGACGUUGAACGCACCACACGCGGCUCUUCGGCAGGAUCUAACGCCUCGUCUCAGCCAACGCACGCUGCCACCCGUCGCACUAGGUCGACAGCCAAACUCCAGCCCCUAUCACCCCUACCAGAACACAGUGUCAUUCCGCCAAAGAAGCGCGGACGAAAGGCAAGGCAGGCUGAGACUGCCUCGCAGCGAUCCGACACACAGCCCGUCUCCCAAGCAACCGACCAUACCCUCGCCGCCGAGAGCGCCUCGUCCAACGAACCUCACCCAACCGCGUCGCAAUCGUUCGGCGGCUCUCAGUUCAGCGCGUCGUACCGGGCCGCAGACGAUGACGAACAAGCACAAGCCCAGCUGUUUGCGGAGGCGUCGCAAGGUGACACCUACUCGUACCCAGCCGAGGUUGAGGAUCCGCCAUUGGACACUGGGUUCACGGAAACUGGGGCGGCUACCGCAGAAAGAUUUAAAGAGGAGAUGACGGAUGCCGAGACCCCGGCGGCAAUCAAUGAAGAAGACGAAGUUCAGGUGAUUGAGCAAGUACAGCUGGUCGAGCAAGUUCAAGUGGUUGAGGAGAUCGAAGUGGCUCAGGACGCCGAAGAGAUUCCGGAAACAGAAGUGGUCGAGGAAGUCACUGUUGUUCAACAAUCUACUAUCACGCAAUACGAAGUGGAGUCGCAGUAUCUCUCCGAAGAGCACGAUGAGCUCCGCGGAGAAGAAGAACACAUUUAUGACGAAGGCCACGACGAAGCGCAAUACGACAUCCAGUCGCUGUCUCGAUCCGCCACCGAGGAGUCUUCUGAGCAGUCUGAAGAUUAUGGGUCGGUCCAAGACGAACAACGAUACGAGAUUGUGGAAAUCACAGAUGAGGAAGAAGAGAUGGAAAACCAAGAUGAUACAGUCAGGUACCCACAGCUUGGGGCCGUUCAGCCGGAACUUAUCGCAACGUUACCGCCUGCGGCUUCGCACGACACAUCACCGCAGGCGCAACCGUCGCAGUCCCAGGUCAUUGAAAUUCUCAGCGACAGUGAGGCGGAUGCUUCGGGCAACGAUGAAGGUAUCGAAGCCGACGGAGUUGUAGAAGCCGAUGACGUUACGAGAGAUGAUGAUGUUGUGGAAGAUGAUGAAGGUUCCGGCGCGGUCCAAGCCAUCCAAGCUGAUCAAGUCGUCCAAGCUGAUGAAGUUAUCGAACCCGAUGAAGGCGUUGAGACUAACGAAGAACGCGAAGCGGGCGAGGUUGUCGCAGCUGGCGGUGUUGUCGAAGUUGACGGAGUUGCGGAAGCUGUCCAAGCUCGCCGUGCGGUUAGCAGAGACACUCAGCGUAAGAUUUCAGCUUUCAUCAAAACUCACCCUAUGCGCGGUGUCACAAGCACUUCAUCCAUCCAUCUCAAAGAAGAAGCCAUCCGAAGGGCAAUUAGGAAGGGCGAGUUGCAACAUGACAUCAUGAUCCUUCUUGCCCAGAAGGAUGCCGAAAAAGAUGCACUUGUCGCCAGAAUGAAGGCAGAUCAUGCACGCAUAAAUGCGUCGAAUCUCAGCGCUGUGCACCAACAACUUAUACAAUUACGCACAUUAUAUACAGAGGGGAGGCUUACUAUAGAAUAUAUAGAUCGAGCUCUUGCGAGCACCAAACCCGACUCGCCAAAGAAAGCACCCAUUACUAACAGACCUUCAAAGACAAACGCCAAGCACGGACCCGACGUCGCCGAUGCCGCUGGUCCCGAAAUUGCUUCUCACGAGCGACCCACCGAACCACCUGAACGUCCAGCGAAGAGGGCACGCGUUCUGGAGACCACGACUCCGCAGCAGGAUACGUCUAGAAGGUUUGGCUUUCUGACUCCAUUCUUCAGCAGUUUUUCCACCGAGCCGAUAGAUGCUCCUGUCACAGUCCCGUCCACAGAACCGCCAAGACAGCGGUCAGAUGCGCACCGGCCUUCGAGAAAGCGUCGAGCAUCUGCGCUAGACGCUGAGUCUGUGAAUGAUGAACAGCCUUCUGCAACCCAACCUCAACGAAGCUCGCAGCGCAACGGCCUGUUCAAUCGCAGCGCUCGGAUGUACAGCAUCCCCUCGGAUGACGAGGAAGACACGCCAGAAGAACAAGCGGCGAAAGAGCAGGCAAGAAAAGCGAAGAAGGCGGAGCUCGAGCGGCAGAAGAGGAUGAGGGACUGGAUCGCAGAGCCAAGGCCUGACCCUCCAAGCGAAGAAGGGAAAUGGGCGUAUCUUAGCGGUCCAGCUGACCAGCUUAAGAAGAUCGAAGCUCUGAAGAAGGCGAAGAUGGCCGAAAAGGAAAAGGAGCGAAAAGCCCAUCGAAAGGAGGAGGAAGAAAUGGAGAAGGCCGCCGAGCGUGCGCGCCGAGCCGAGGCAGGCGAAGAGCACCAAGGCGAAUAUGAGCAGAGCGGCCAAAAUGCGCAGGAUGAGAAUAUGAAUGACGCUGAGAUGACCGGCGGUGAUACUUCACGCGGGCAGGAUGACUCUUCCCGUCAAAACGCGGAUUCAACCGCUGAUCAGCAUAUGAUGUCGGGUGCUCUCAUAUCCACUUCAGCCCGAGAAACACCUCCUUCUAGGCGCACAGGCCUAUUAGGUUUCUUCACCGAACAGGUUUCUAGGUUCAUCGGUCGCACAACUCAGCCCAGUACUGAAGACGGAGCCGAGUCAAGCCCUACUGCCGGCGCACAACAGCACAGUCCUGAAGAGCCAGUGACCCCUACUCCACAACACAACAAGAAGGCGAGCGUGCCCCAGUCGGCGCCUCAGACUCGAAGACGAGGCAUGACGACCCAGCCGGUGAAACCACGCGAGAAGAACGCCGACAAGCGCAGCCGCAAUAUCGACAGCCGUGCCGCAGUUGAUCAAGCCAACAAAGCUCGUAAGAAGAAGGCGAUGGACGACUACGAUGAAAUUCUCGAGCAGCAGCAGGUCGGACAGAAGCGCCGGGUCCGUGUCGACGACCUAGAAUACAUUCCAAAUCCACGGUCUGGCGGCUAUGGUCAACGCGAGAUCAUCGAGAUCGACGGUGAAGACUACAUUGAGUUUUCGCCCGGCGAGGAAGUUCCACGGAUCAAGAAGAAGGCUCGGACCGAAUCGACACGCGCAGAUGAUGGCGACCAGAUUCCGCAGUUCGCUCCCCAGCCCGCGCAAAACACCCCAGUGCGCCGCCGUGAGACUCCGAGGGCAAGGAAGUAUCGCCUCGAAGCAGAGCGCAGGAAGCAGGAAGAAGAAGCCGAAAACAGGAGGCAGGCGGCUUUCUCCCGACCCGCACCACCUCCAGGUCACCGUGUCACCUCAACGGAGUACUAUGGAAGCAUAGCAGCUGGUCCUGGAGACCCGGGCUGGAAUCCUAACUUAUUCCAGCAGUAUGAGGCCGAUGAAGAAGCAGCUACGAGCCCGUCCGGCCAGGAAACUGCGCCGCCUCCGAUGCGAACCUCGUCAGAAGAAGCAGAGUUCCAGGCGAAGCUCAGAAAGACCGGCCACAUCAAGGGCUCAGGCGUAUUUGCGGUGCCUGAAGGUAGUGACGAGGAGGAUUCGGACAUCUCGGUGACGGAAGAGAUGAUAGAAUCGCAGGAUCGAUAUGAGUGCGAGGAGUUCAACGCUAAAGGCGUCCCCAAAACCUCGACAUUCGGUGAACCGAGCAAGAACAAUGCUACCCGAGCAACUGGAGAAGUGCGCAUACGAAAAGAUCCCGAUGGCAUACGAAGAAACACAGCACGCGAAGAGAGGGAAGCUCGGGAACUUCGAGAAGAGCGAGAAGCCCGAAAACUGCGAGAACUCCACGACGCUCAGCAGACUCCACCACCGCAAGAGCCGCCCCAAGCACCGAAGCCGGCACACGCGUCGCUACCUGGAGCGUUGACGACAGUAAAAGAUGCUGCACAACCCUCAGCUGCAUCAGGCUCACUUGCAGAAUCAAUCGCCCGCCAGAGGGCCGUCGCUGACAAGCACAAGCCGAAGAUCCCUAGCGGCCUACGCGCUUCGAGCCGGCUCUCGACUUCCACAGUCGCUUCUGACGAUGGAGCAGAAGAUUUCCACGCGACGGCAAACACGCAGAACUUGGGUGACAGCCUGCUGAACCAGGGCGUUACCCCAACGAUCCAGACAGCUAGUGGUGUUAACGUUUUCAACGAGGCAGAGAAGCAGCUACCUCCGACUAUAGAGCAGGCAGCCUCCGCUGGUCCUAUCGAAGCAACCCAGCCGACCAGCGCGCCUCCUGCCACCGUCUCCGCUUAUACUCCUCCACAGCAACCAGCACCCUCCCUCGCCUUCCCACCAGCCACCCCCCUCAACAUCGACUCCGCCGUCCGCGCCCCUCUCACAAGCGCAAUCCAGCAAAACACCCCCCACAUCAUCUUCGACUUCCCAGCGCCGGAGCCCGUAUCAGCCAGCCCCGAGGUCCUCGCCGCCGUUCGCGCCGCCCUCGCCGCACAGCCCGCCGACUUCCCUCAACGCGCCCUCACGAGCUUCCAAAACCGUUUCGCGGAGUGGCAGCGCAACAGUGCCAACAAUGCUAACGCCAACGCUGCAAUUACUCCUGUGGCUACUGGCCUGGCCGCCUAA
Coniosporium apollinis CBS 100218 is the source of this 4683-nucleotide messenger RNA. RefSeq lists its product as uncharacterized. The coding region runs from base 1 to 4683 and encodes 1560 amino acids. The transcript is spliced from 3 exons. Lineage: Eukaryota; Fungi; Ascomycota; Dothideomycetes. The record is from RefSeq and is a predicted model, not a curated record.